Molecule: messenger RNA, 585 nt
Organism: Naegleria gruberi
Lineage: Eukaryota; Heterolobosea; Eutetramitea; Acrasida; Naegleriidae
Exons: 1
Coding region: 1-585 (194 amino acids)
Source: RefSeq, a predicted model, not a curated record
AUGUUUAAAAAACAAACCUUGUGCUGCUUGCUCUUGUUAGCAACACUCUUCUUGCUCUCAACCUUCCUUUCAACUCCAAUUAAUUGUCAAGAACAGAGUGAUGAUAACUCCUCCGAAUCACCAUUCUCCAAUCAAUAUGAUUACUAUCAAGUUUUGGGAAUUUCACAAAAUGCAACCACACAAGAAAUCAAGGCUGCCUAUAGAAAGCUCGUCAUGAAGUAUCAUCCAGACAAACACAGAAACAAAUCAAUGGAAGAACAGGAAAAGAUAAAUCAAACUUAUCAGAAAAUUGCUCAAGCCUACGAAGUACUUUCAAAUCCAGAGCAAAGACAGCAAUAUGAUGCAUUCAAGGAUUUUGCAGAGUCAAUUGGAUUGGAUGAAGCUUUCAUUGAAAUGUUGGUCUAUCUUUUGAUUGGAAGUGGAUACUUAUUGUUGGCUGUCAUUGUUUUAAUUUUGAUUAUUAUUGUAUUGCUUGUUUCGAUUAGUUGUUAUUGCAUUUGUAAAUGUUGUUGCUGUAGAAGUAGUGGCAGUAGUGAAAAAUCCAAGAGUGAAAAGAAACAUUCAAAGAAGGAAAAACAACAUUAA